GGGCCCCCGCCCGGCGAGCUCACGGCCAUCCAGUGCAAGAACGUGCCCGACAGCCUCAACGAGCGCGCCGUGCUGGAGGAGCACUUCGGGCGGUUCGUCAAGGUGCGCCGCAUCAUGACGCGGCGCAACAAGAAGAUGGCCAUCGUCCACUUCUUCGACCACGACUCUGCUCUUCUUGCCAGAAAGAAGGCAAAAGAGUUGCACAAGGACAUUGUAACAUUUUGGCAAAAGAAGAAGACCAGUCCUGCAAAAAGAGAAUACUCAUCCAAGGAGAAGAAAGGAGGGGACGAGGAAGGAAGGCAAAGCAGUGAAGAGCAAAGCUACCAGCAUUCCCCUCUUCGGAAGCCGUUAAUAAGGUCAUCUGCCAGCAGUGUCCUACCUGGCAAAAGUUCUCCAGCCAAGAAGUCUAGUCUGCGUAAGGCGCUACAGUUUGAAACAGACUAUGAUUCUAGUUGUGAAGGACAGAGCUCAGAAAGCUUGGGAGCUUCCUUAUCAUCKCUCAGUAACCUGGUGGGAUUAGUGGCUGAGACAUCAGAGGAAAGAUACCGCCUUCUGGACCAAAGGGAUAAAAUCAUGCGACAAGCCCGAGUGAAGAGGACAGAUUUAGGCAAAGCGAAAACAGUUGUGGGCACUUGCCCAGACAUGUGCCCUGAGAAGGAGCGCUACAUGAGGGAGACAAGAAAUCAGCUCAGUAUCUUUGAAGUGCUUCUAGGAUCUGACAAGGUAGAUCAUGCAGCAGCCAUCAAGGAAUACAGCAGGUCUUCAGCAGAUCAGGAGGAGCCUUUGCCCCAUGAAUUGAGACCCCCUGAGGUGUUAAGCAUGACUAUGGACUAUUUAGUGACAAACRUUAUGGACCAGGGAGAAGGGAACUAUCGGGAAUGGUAUGACUUUGUCUGGAACAGAACCCGUGGCAUAAGGAAGGAUAUAACACAGCAACAUCUCUGCAGCCCCCUGACAGUGUCUCUAAUUGAGAAGUGCACUCGUUUUCACAUCCACUGCGCUCAUCAUUUGUGUGAAGAGCCCAUGUCCUCCUUCGACGCCAAAAUUAACAAUGAGAACAUGACUAAAUGCCUGCAGAGCUUGAAGGAAAUGUAUCAGGACCUGGCUAACAAGGGCAUUUAUUGCAAGAGUGAAGCAGAGUUCAGAGGUUAUAAUGUUCUGCUGAAUCUGAAUAAGGGGGAUAUUCUCAGAGAAGUGCAGCAGUUUCAUCCUGAGGUUAGAAACUCCCCUGAAGUUAGAUUUGCAGUUCAAGCUUUUGCUGCCUUAAACAGCAACAACUUUGUGAGGUUCUUCAAGUUAGUUCAAGCAGCUUCCUAUCUGAAUGCCUGUAUCUUGCACUGUUAUUUCACCCAGAUUCGUACAGAUGCUCUUAAAUCUCUCAAUAUUGCUUACACUGUAAGCACCCAAAGAUCUACUGUGUUUCCCUUGGAUCACCUGAUCCGCAUGCUCCUGUUCAAAGACUGUGAGGAAGCAUCUGACUUCAUAAGUUAUUAUGGCCUGAAUAUUUCUGAUGGUUUUUAUGUGGAGCUGAAUCGCUCGACUUUCUCGGUGCCUGAUGGAUUACCCAAACCAUGGAAAUCCGUAUUUGUCAGUCAGAAGCUGAACGUGUCAGUUGGGCAGGUUGUAAAUGGAGGGCCGUUGCCUUCAGUGCCUCACCACGUGCCUGUGAGUAGCUUCAAUGGACAGAGCAAAUACACUGGUGGCAAUACAACCAUGGAUCAAACCAGCAGCAGCCAAAAAUCCAGUGUGGAUGCUCCAGAAGGACGAAUGGAGAGCAAAGUUGUGGAUUUGGAUGUCACAGCAGCAAGAGUCCAGCCCCCAGCUCAUCUUACGGCUUCGCUGUUACCUCGUCCUCUAGUGCCACUGCUGCCUGCUGCCCAGCCCGUUUCCCAGGCUGCAGAACAACCUGAACAUCUCCCUCCAAAGCCUCAGCCAGUUUGCACAGACAGGGACAUUGCUGAGGUGGCGGACGGGCUCGUGCACGAUGUUGUCAGAGAAGAGUGCAGAGAAGUCGGCCGAGCAGGGGCGGCUUACAUGGCCGCGGCGAGCUGUGCAUCAGAGGCCAUCAUGGAGGAGCUUCUGGCUGACGUGUUGAGGGAGAUGCUCRUGCAGGUGGCGGGGAACACGCUCAGCACAGAGAGGGAGCGAGUUCAAGAGGAACGGCGCAGAGUGGAGGAAGAGAGGCAAAAGAAAGAAAGAGAGCAACUAAUAAAGCAGUUGAGUCAGUUGGUGGGUAUGGAGUUGAUGGAGGAAGUAAUGAAGGAGAGUGUUCGAGAGAUAUCAGACAACGAAUUAAAAUGUGCUUUGGAAAGAGACCGCAAAGCGCGUAUCGAGCGGUGCUCAGAAGAAGUCUGUGCCCAUGUCCUGGAGCAGUUUCUGGAAGAUGAGAUAUUCCAGAUKGCUAAGGAAACUCUUCAGGAGCUCCAGUGUUUCUGCAAAUAUUUGCAAAGGUGGAGGGAGGCAGUGGCAGCUCGAACAAAGUUGAAACGUCAAAUGAGGGCAUUUCCUGCUGCUCCCGUUUGCACCGAUCCAAAAAAUAAACUCAAAGCACUGUCUCCCAGUGCUGAGUGGCCUAUAGCUAUGGACAACUUGAUCAAGGGUAUGGUAAACCUGGGACACGGAGGAAAGCUGGGAAUAUCUUGCACAAGAUUGAAUUGGCUGAGAAACAAGACAGUGCAUGAAAUGAAAGUCCAACACUUCUACCAGCAGUUGUUAAGUGAUUUAGCUUGGACUCCCCUGGAUCUCACCUCACUGAUCGCUGAACACAUUCCAGUUCAACAGGAACAGUGUUUUUGGAAGGUCCUGUUGGUCUUGCCGAAUGAUGAAGAAUAUGCAGAGGAUGAUCCCAGCAGGAUUCUGGUGGAUUGGUUGAAAGCAAAGUUUAUGGGAGAAAAAAGUUGCAAGAGAAACACUUUACAUGCAGAAGGCAAAAUUCAAACACUGACAAUAUUUAGUUCUCCUGGUGUGCAAGGGAGCAGAACCAUCAAUGUCAGCGUGUGUAUCAAGGUGGUACACGGUGCCCUCUCUGACACAGAGCUUGAUAAAGCUGAAAGGCAGAAGGACCUGCUGGGAACCAGUGGUCUUAUUCUUCUUUUACCCCCUCGAGUGCGGAGYGAGGACGUUGCAGAAGAUGAUGUUUAUUGGCUCUCAGCUUUGCUGCAGUUGAAACAGCUGCUUCAAGCCAAACCCUUCCAACCAAUAGUUCCUCUGGUGAUUCUAGUUCCUGGUCAGGAAGAGGAUGCCACAGAGAAAGAAGUGGAAGAAGGUUUAAUGCUGCAGGACUUGAUUUCAGCUCAGCUUAUUUCAGACUAUACUGUUGUUGAGCUUCCGGGUUCUAUUAACGACUUAAAAGGCACCAAAAGGCUCUCUGCAGCUGUAGCCUGGCUGGCUUCCCASUGUCCAGACACCCUCCAGCUCUGCAGUCAGACCCUUCAGGAGUACGUCGAGGAGGGCAUUGAUGGAGAAUUUGGCAAGCGCUUCUACCACGACCGGAAGGAGAGGCGCUCGGCAGGGCUGCCGUCGCAGGAGCCGGGCGUCGUUAUAGAGCUCUACAACAGUGUGCUGCAGUUCCUCUCAGAAGUGGCAUCCUCAGAGCAUCUCUGUGACUUGUCUUGGCCUGUUACUGAGUUUUCAGAGCUUGGGGGUAACAAGCUGUUACCCCACCUGCAGUGGAACAUGCCUGAUCACCUGGCCUGGCUGAAGAAAGCUGUGCUUUCCUUCCAGAUCCCCUACCUAGAUCUGCCUCCCCUGGGUGCUCCUUGGCGUCCUGUUUGCCACAUGGUUUCCCAGUAUGUGUCUCAGAUCGCUAGUUCUUCUCGUACUCAACCACUGAUUCAGUCUCAAGUGGAGAAUCUGCUGAGCAGAACUUUCCAGAAGUGGAAAAGCAGGAACCCUGGGAGCUCUGGUGAUGGACCUUCUGUUGAUGAGAUCCCUUGGGAUGAUAUCUUGAUGCUCUGCAUCGAYCAUAAACUGAGAGACUGGAAACCACCCAAACUGCCUGUUACUCCAGAAGCAGUAAGUAGAGAUGGCCAGAUUCGUGUCUACUACUUCAAGGAGCAUUUGAAAAACUUUGCUCUCCCUUUUUCUUGGGAGCAAGCGAGACUGCGCACCCAGAAGGAGAUCCAGCAGGGCCAUGGCAGGUUAAGAGUGAAGCCUGCUAUCUCUUUGAAGAAACCCCAUAGUGUUUCCAUGACACCAGCUCAAUAUGUCACUGGUGUGAGUGUACUAUCAGGUCAGGAAAGGAGUGUUUGCAGUGCAGCUGAGCUCACAGACACAGCCUCAGAACUGGAUCUUCUCCCAGAACGCCUGUUGACUCAGUUGGAACUGGAGAAAAAAGAGAGCAGGAGGUUUGAAGAACAGUUGCAUAAAUACCUAGCUGAAGACAUUGAGCCCCUUGGUGACUUUGUGGGUCUUCCUCUUUACCUUCCUCAGUCUCUCGUCUCCACGCCACCUGUCACAUACCCAGUGAAGAGUCCCAAGUCAUCUGCUCAAGAGGCUGGGAGGCAGGUGGGAUGUGAGCCAUCGGUGAUGGACCGAAGCCCAGCKCUGUCCGACAGGCUCAAACACUUGGAGCGGCUGCUCAAAGCCAACCAGGAGGCCGAGGCUGCUGCCGAGCUCCACCUCUCUGCUCUGGUGGACAUGGUGGAUAUUUGAGCGGGGCUGAGAACCCUGUGCACACCAAGAGGCUUCAUAAAGCAGUUCAGGGCCAGACAAUUCAACUGCCUGAGGUUUAUUUAAAAAAAUAAAUAAAAUCAGUUGUCCUUGCAGAGGAACGCAGAACAGACAUGGGUCCCAGGCUGUUCUUGCRUGGUGGCCUUAGAGAAGGUGUCUUGGUUUAAUGUCUCUUCAGCUCAAAAGUAGUAUUUGGCUGGUCUAGGGUUUUUAUUUAUUUGUUUUUAAACYUGUCUGAUUUUACAGGCAGCGGAAUGAUUUGGAUCCUGUUUUUUGGAAAGCCUGUAGUUGACCCUCUGGUGAUUUUCUUUUUUUUACCAGCUCUCAUUAGUUGGUGAGCAGCUGUGAGAGAGACAGUGAAUUGGCUGCCCAGUGAAAUACCUACCUUGUGUCCUAGCUCAUGGCUGAGCAGGAAAUAUAUGCAGGAUCAAGGCCUCCAUUAUAGUCCUUGCAUCUCAUUUUUGUGUUGUGUGUUAUGUUCUCCCUGCUGCAACACUGUUAAACCCCGAUGUGUGUGUGCACGGAGCCAACGUGGGGCCCAGACUUGAAUUUCUGUUGGARUAGAGUUAGGAGAAUGCUACGAGCAGUCUCUCCGUGGUCAUAGUCCCAGGGAUGCUGUCCCAACUUACUUAUAGCAGAAGUUAUCUGCAUGUAGCACCUUGGUUUUCACUUGUUGUCUUGUUGCUCAAGAAUAUUUUGAUUCUUUCAUUCUCAAUUAGAUUACAUCACUGUUACARUUAUUAAUGAUCCAUGCAAGAUUUGUUGUCCUUGGUCCAGGUUUUAUUUGUUGAAUAUUUAUGGCAUUAAUCACAAAGCAGUUGCAAAGAUGGUCAUGCAGAAAAGCAGGAUUUCUUCCUUAGUAAAACACAUGGAGGGAUGAUGGACUGUUUUUUUCCUCCAUGUCAGUGCCCUUCUCCAAAAAGGUUUUAUGUUUUUAUUUUUUAAUACUAUUUGUAUUCUCUACUAUUAAUCUACUCUAGCUAUUCUAAGUUGAUUUAAGAAGCUUAAACUGAAGGAAUUGUUCUUUGAGGCUGUUUCUGUUUGCAAACUUUGGA
This is a messenger RNA of Nothoprocta perdicaria, 5726 nucleotides long. RefSeq names its product minichromosome maintenance complex component 3 associated protein (gene MCM3AP). The annotation marks the transcript as partial. Lineage: Eukaryota; Metazoa; Chordata; Aves; Tinamiformes; Tinamidae. Gene Ontology annotation, biological process: mRNA export from nucleus. The transcript has 27 exons. Gene Ontology annotation, molecular function: nucleic acid binding. Gene Ontology annotation, cellular component: cytoplasm; transcription export complex 2; nucleus. The record is from RefSeq and is a predicted model, not a curated record.